CUGCAGAUCCACGAUCUCAAUGAUCAGAGACACAAGGUGCUCUCGAGGAGGGCAGCCUUCCCGGCCAACGUCGCGGCCGCUUCGUACGUGUUCGACGACGACGCGGUCUCGGCCGCCCAGAUGGAGGAGUUCAGGAGCCAGGCGAAGGUGCAGGCAGCGAUCUUGGGGGACGGCGAGUUCGACGACGUCGAGGUCCACAAGUGGGUCGUGUACCAGGUCGACGAUGAGCACUUCGGCAAGGAGGUGCCCGAGGAGGUGCUGGCGGACGGACAGAGGUUCGUCCAUCUCGGGAACCUCGGUGUCGUGGACUGGCUCGGCGCCAAGCGAUUCGUGGAGCGAGUCAGGGACGACAAGGUCGACGACUGGAAGGAGAAGCGAGAGUCUUCGGAAGGCGACUCGAGGAUCCUCGGCUUGCAUCGCAAGAGGGGGAAGCGGAACUUGGCCCUCUCGGAUGCGGUCGACCUCUUCACGGAGGAGACGUUCGACGACUGGCCUUUCCCCCCGCCUAGGGCCGCCAAGGAGUACCUGGAGUCGAUGCGGGACGGGCCCGGCUCGAUGGUGGUGUACGAGAGCGAGUGGAGGCAGGACAGUGGUGUUGGCGACGGUACGGCGGCGCUCCACGAGCACCGCAACAACACCGAGGUCCUGCGGCUGGCCCACCAGGUGGACCAGCUCAACGUGCCCAACCUGGCGUGCUUCGAGCAGUUGGUGCGCAGGCAGAUCCAAAUUGAGAUGGCGGUCGAGAGGAACGCGAAGCACCCCGACUACGCCGGCCUGGACCUGGUCAUGGGCGGCCCGACUACGGAGAGCGGUGCGGCGGCCAGCGCGGGCUUCCGCGGCUGGAUCUACAAGAAGCAGGGAGAGCGUGCGCAGACCCUCCAGCAGUCUCGUCUUCUUCGUGAGGAGCGGCUCAACGAGGACAAGCGUCAUAGGAGUGGCAAAGCAUGUCCGUCCCCGCCGACAGUUUUGACCGUGGAGGCGCUGGCGUUCGGCGGCGACUCUGCAGCCAGAGGCGACAUGGGGAGAUCUUUCCGCUUCCGUCGCCGGCGGCUCCGAGCUUGGCUUCUCCUGGCGCUCCUCGAUAUGUUCAGCAGCGUCGGCGUGAGCAGCUCCAUCGGCAUCAGCGAGAGUGGGCGGGGGACGCCCUUGCAAUGCGACGUCCUGCAGCACGUCGCUCGGCGCGUCAAGGCGUACGGCCCGCCGCCUCGAGACCUGGGCGAAGACGGAGCCCUCGCGGAGCUCCUUGCGUCCAGGGACCUGUACUCGCAGGAGCCGAAGAACCUCGCCGAGUACGACAUCUCGAAGCUCAAGAUCUGCCGCUCGGGCACCGUGGCGAAGGACGCAAAGACGCUCCUGCCGCCCGAGACGGCGGGCCUCAUCAAGCACUAUAAGCAUUGCGUGGAGCGUGAUGCGGAGCAGAUACUGGAAGCUCGGGCGGCUGUGGACUUUCCCAGGCCGUAUUGGGACCCGAAGCUGGCGCGGGACCACGACAGCCUCUUCGAGCUCGUGGGCCGCCUCAGGGACGCCAACCUCAUCGGCUUCCGCAAGAAGCUCAAGGCGAAGGUCGGCAUCUUUUUCGUCAAGAAGAAGGACCCCGCGUGGAUCAGGCUCAUCAUUGACGCCCGGCAGGCGAACCGCUGCCACAAGACGCCGCCGAAGACACGGUUGGGUUCGGUUGGCGGCUUCUGCGAGCUGGACCUCUCGGACACCGCGUUGCAGGACCUCGGGGGCUUCGGCGGCAUCUCGGAGAUCUGGGGCGGCACCAGCGACGUCGACGACUGCUUCUACCAGAUGCUGGUCGAGGAGCUGGGGUCCUGGUUCGGGAUCGACCUCCCGCGGGCCGCGGGUGCCUGGGGGGUUACCCAGGUCUAUGACGACGACCUGGGUCGACGCGUGGCGGUCGGGCCUUCUGAGGUGGUCUACCCUGUCUUCCACGGCAUGGCCAUGGGGUGGGCGUGGGCGCUGCACUUCGCGAACGAGGCCAUCUCCCACCUGGCCACCAAGAGCGCGGUGUGCCCCCGCUCGCUGGUACGCGAGCGGACGCCGGCCCCAGUGCUGCGGGCGGGGCAGGCCGUGUCGGGCGUGUACGUGGACAACUUCACCACGCUCGCCGGCGACCGCGAGACCGCGCUCGACUCGGUCCAGAGGUUCAGGCACGCGGCGGAGGAGGCGCACAUCGGCACCCACGUCGACUCCGAGGUCGCCGUGGUCUUCGAGAGCCUCGGGGUGGUCUUCGACGGGAAGCGGAGGUGUCUGCGCCACGUGCCGCGACGCGCUUGGCGCGUCUACCUGGCCACUCGGGCCCUUCGGCGACGCCGCUGGAUCCACGGCAACGUCAUGGAGAUCUGGCUGGGGCACGUCGUCAACCUGUUCAGUCUGUCUCGGCCGGCUUUGGCGUGCCUGCAGGCAGUCUACCCCUUUGUCGCGGCGGCGCGCGGGAGGCGCGUCCGCCUUACGCCAGCCAUCAAGAAUGAGAUGCGGCUCGUGCAGGGGUUGCUGUUCCUGUCCGAGUACGACCUGGGGGCCGAUUUCAGCCACGAGGUGUACUGCUCGGACUCCUCGAGCUUUGGGUACGCCUUGCUGUCGACCACUGCGACGAGCUCGGAGCUUCGUGACCUCACCCGCUAUCGUGAAAGAUGGCGGUUCAAGCUCGUCGACACGCUGCCCGAGGUCGGGCUGCUUCGUCCAGAGUGGGUCGAGUACGCGGGGGGCCGCCUCGCGCCUGGAGGAUCGUGGGAGUUUCCUGAGGGUGCCUAUGCUGACGUUGCUGUGCGAGGGUCUCGACCCUGUGCCAUCGGCCCGCAGACGCAGUUUGGGCGCUCGCUGGAGGCAGCUUCCCAGGAGCGGCCUUUUUCCCGGCCUCGAGUCGGGCGCCGCUCACGGGAACCGCGGCCGCGGCCCAGGCAGGAGGAGGUCGAGGUCCCGAGCGCCGUGCCCCCGAUCGACCGCUGCUGGGACGAUCUCCGAAGGUGGAGGCAUCUUCGGGUCGGGCGCUGGCGCUGGACAGAGGAGCACAUCAAUGUCAAGGAAGGCCGCGUGUCCCUCUUCGGCCUUCGCCGAGCGACUCGCAGCCGCCACAACCACGGGAAGCGGGUCGCCUCUAUCGGGGACAACCUGGUCUCAAUCUGUGCCUUCGAGAAGGGCCGCGCGAAGUCGUGGGCCCUCAAUGCGCUGGCGAGGCGGGCGGCUAGUUACCAGAUUGCUGCUCGGAUCCGCUGGCACUCACGGCACGUCGAGAGCAAGCGCAAUGUCGCCGAUGCCGGCUCGCGCCUGCACGAGACUGGGGGAGGGUCGACAGUCGGCCCAGUCGGAGUUCCAGAAGAUACCACAUCAUGUACCAUGCGAUCCGACACUCCCCCGGCCUCAUCUUCGGUCCCUCGGCUCGGCGGUGGACGACACCUCCGAGCGCCUUUUCCAGUGCAGGAGACCGUGGCUCUCGAGCUCUUUGCCGGCGAAGCGGGCCUCACUUGUGCUCUCCGAUCCCGCGGGCUGCGGGUCGGGCCGCCGUUCGAACUGGAGCGUGGUGCGAGGUUCGACCUCACCAGGAAAAGCACUCAGAACCUCAUCAAGUCCUGGAUCCUCUCGGGCCUCAUAUGGUACAUCCACUUGGGUACCCCAUGUACGGUCUGGUCAGUGGCGAGGCGGGGGGUGUCUAAUCUUGGGAAGGCUUACGCUAAGGAGGCGGUGGCGGUGGAGCUGGCUCUCUUCACCGUGGAGGUCUGCGUCUUGGCCUCUAGAUGUGGGGUCCUCUGGAGCCUGGAGAACCCCUCGUCGUCAGGUCUCUGGGAGUUCAAGCCUGUCGUGGACCUCAUGGGGCUCCCCAAGGUCUUCAAGGUCUCCUUCCACAUGUGCCAGUAUGAGGUCCUGCACAAGAAGCCCACCACAGUGCUCACCAACGUCCAGGCCCUGCGUGGGCUUGGAGCUAAUGGGAUGAAGAUCUUGCCUCGCUUGUCGGACGGCGACGGUAUCCAGCCGUCCAGGGAGCGCCUCCGCGGAGUGGUGAAGGGAGCGAUUCUGAAGUCCCCGCUCGAGCGACGGACUACAUCCGCGACCACAGGCUACGGUUUGGCCGCCACCGCCCGCUCUGGGCCGCGGAGGCAGAAGGCACUGAGGAGGCAGGCGGUGGCCGCUAGAGCUGCUGCGCCUCCCGAUCGCUUCCUCCAGGAGAGCACGGCUGGCGAUAAGGCGAAGGACAUCUACCGCCGCGAGCUGGAGAAGUUCUACGACUGGGCCGAGCAGCAGAGCCGUCCCGUCGGAUCCCUCUCGCUGGCGACGACGAUGAAGGAGUAUUUCUUCAGCAAGUUCCAGGAGGGCUAUGGGCCGAGCGUCGGCCGCGCCGUCUUCUUCGGUUACUUGUUGCUGAAGUCCAACAACUACAAGCAGGAGCGGGAGCGCCUCAGCGACGUCGAGAGAGCGAUCGCCGGCUGGGCCAAGCGGUCCCGCGAGGUGGUGAAGGACCCUGCGCCCCAGGAGGUGCUGCUGGACAUGGGCGCGUGGAUGCUGGACAACGGCCGCGGUGAGAGCGCGGCGUGCUUGGCCCUUCAGCUGGACGACUACGGGCGCCCGUCCGAGAGCGUCGAGCUGGUGGUAGGCAACAUGCUGCCGCCUGUCCCAGGUGUCCGCGGCACGGCUUCGCGGGACUGGGGCGUCGUCUUCGCCCCCGCGGAGCUCGGCUUCGUCACUAAGACUGGCCAGGUCGACGACUCCGUGGUGUUGGGCAGUCCUUCGCGGCCGUGGGCUCCGAAGGUGGCUGCCGCGCUGGUUCAGCGCGUGACGCAGACUUCCGGCGGCCGCAGCAUGCCAGCAGAUCCUCGUGCUCCUCUUUUUCGCAGCUUGACCUUGGCAAAAUACGAGCACGACUUCAAGGCAGCGUCGAAGGCCCUCAACUACACUAAGCUGAACGUGACGCCUCACACCGUCAGGCACACCGCCCCGUCUCACGACAUCUAUCACAAGCAUCGGAACCUUGAGCAGGUGCGUCGGCGCGGCCGUUGGGCGGCCAAGAAGAGUGUGACCAGGUACGAGCGCCAUGCCAAACUGUUGAAGCAGUACAACAAGCUCGACCGCGUCCAGAUCUCGAGGAUGAACCGUUCAGCCCAGUCGUUCCCAGACAAGUUGUUGAGCUACCUGAG
Molecule: messenger RNA, 5132 nt
Organism: Prorocentrum cordatum
Lineage: Eukaryota; Dinophyceae; Prorocentrales; Prorocentraceae
Source: the annotation of a GenBank genome assembly